GCUCCGUUUCUUUCUAUUUCCUUAUCGCGAGCGACUACACUCCCACGAGUGCCACACACGGCGCAUCGUACGGCGAUGUCGUCCUCGGCGAAGUACACGUCGGACGAGCAGCUGAGCGAGUCCUGGGUGGAGCUGGUGCCGGACCAGCCGCUGGCGGCCCGGACAACGCCGACGCCGUUUAGCAUUACCGGCGAACGUGAAUACCUGCGACUUCUCAGGGAAGCACAGAGGGAUUCCACACAUUCAUCCGCGAAGCAUUCCCUGGCGUCCUCGCGCCGGGACACUCCGAGGGACAGUCCGAAGAGCCCGCCGAACAGUCCGAACACAGAACUCUCAACCGAAGAUGAGCUCAAAGGAGUCUACAUAAAUUACGGCUGCAACAAGGAGGGCGAGCUUCUUGAGAAGAACACAGACUGGAUUUACGAAUGGAGCUCUCGACCGGACCAGGCGCCUCCAAAAGACUGGAAGUUCAAACACCCUUUGGGUAGUAAGAGGAAAACAUACAGCAUCCGUACCGCGAAGGUUGGCAAGAACGGAUUGUUUUCCAAGGAGGUCAUUUAUACUCUAUUCUUCACGAAUCUUCUGUCUCUGCUCAUUGGAACCGGUCUAGGGUAA
This is a messenger RNA of Trachymyrmex cornetzi, 615 nucleotides long. RefSeq names its product BCL2 interacting protein 3 (gene BNIP3). Gene Ontology annotation, biological process: mitochondrial outer membrane permeabilization; positive regulation of apoptotic process. Gene Ontology annotation, cellular component: mitochondrial envelope; mitochondrial outer membrane; nucleus. The record is from RefSeq and is a predicted model, not a curated record. Lineage: Eukaryota; Metazoa; Arthropoda; Insecta; Hymenoptera; Formicidae. The coding region runs from base 76 to 615 and encodes 179 amino acids. The transcript is spliced from 5 exons.